Molecule: messenger RNA, 3800 nt
Organism: Anoplopoma fimbria (sablefish)
Lineage: Eukaryota; Metazoa; Chordata; Actinopteri; Perciformes; Anoplopomatidae
Gene: irf4a
Product: interferon regulatory factor 4a
Exons: 9
Coding region: 169-1551 (460 amino acids)
Biological process (GO): immune system process; regulation of transcription by RNA polymerase II
Cellular component (GO): nucleus
Molecular function (GO): DNA-binding transcription factor activity, RNA polymerase II-specific; protein binding; RNA polymerase II cis-regulatory region sequence-specific DNA binding
Source: RefSeq, a predicted model, not a curated record
CACUGGAGGGAUUCCCCACCCGAACUGCGAUGAGUUUCACAGAACUGAGCGCAUCUCCUCUUGAACUUCUCCGAGAAGCUCCUCCCUGUAACAAAUCAAGUUGUGAUAAAGGACACCGAAAACCUUCAAAAAAGGAUUUCAGCGGGGAGAGCACGCAAGAUUAACGAGAUGAACCUUGAGGAGGACAGCGGCCUGUCAGUCAGCUGCGGCAAUGGGAAACUGAGACAGUGGCUGAUUGAUCAGAUUGACAGCAGGACUUAUCCCGGCCUGGUUUGGGAAAAUGAUGAAAAGAGCAUCUUUAGGAUUCCCUGGAAACAUGCAGGGAAACAAGACUAUAACAGAGACGAGGACGCAGCGCUCUUCAAGGCAUGGGCAAUGUUUAAGGGAAAAUAUAAGGAGGGAGUCGACAAGCCAGAUCCCCCCACAUGGAAAACCAGACUACGCUGUGCUCUUAAUAAAAGCAAUGACUUUGAUGAGUUAGUGGAAAGAAGCCAACUGGACAUCUCAGACCCCUAUAAAGUCUACAGAAUCAUCCCAGAAGGAGCCAAAAGAGGAAUGAAGAUAAGUAUGGAGGAGACAUCACAUGUAAAUGCCCUUGGCUUUCCCCCUCCAUAUACAUCUCCACAUGACCAGGUAUCUGGCUAUAUGGUUUCUCAGGACAGAAGAGACUGGAGGGAUUACUCAGCCUCAGAACAGCAACCUCUUCCUCCUCCGAAUCAACACGGGCCACAUGCAGAGCUGCAGUACGGGCAGUUCCACUACCCAUCACCGUUCAGCCGGGCUUGGCCCGGGUCACAUACAGAAAACGGUUUUCAGCUCUCCUUCCACACCUACUUUUCAGAGUCCCAACCACCUGUGUAUUCAAUAAACCAAAGCAAUGGCAUAACAGAUUUCAGCCUGCAUGUGUCCCUAUACUACAGAGAGUCUUUGGUGAAGGAGGUAACCACCACCAGUCCAGAAGGUUGUCGGAUCACCUCUCAUUCCUCCUCCUCUCCAUCCUCUUCCUCGUCCUCUUCCCCGUGCCCAGAGGACAAGCUUCAUAGCGGGGCAGAAAUCAUCCUUUUUCCAUUCCCGUACCCCGAGUCUCAGAGACAGGGUGCUGAGAUGCUUCCUAAUGUUCUGGAGAGGGGGGUGCUUCUGUGGAUGACACCUGAUGGGUUAUAUGCUAAGCGCCUCUGCCAGGGUCGAGUUUACUGGGAGGGACCUCUGGCUCCUUAUGUGGAUAAACCCAACAAGCUGGAGAAGGAGCAGCCAUGCAAACUUUUCGACACCCAGCAAUUUCUGAUUGAGCUUCAAGAGUUUGCCCAUAAUGGUCGACACUUACCAAGACACCAGGUAGUGCUGUGCUUUGGAGACGAGUACCCCGACCCACAGCGCCCAAGGAAGAUGAUCACAGCACAGGUGGAGCCGGUAUUUGCCAGAAAACUGGUGUACUAUUACCAGCAGAACAAUGGCCACUACCUGCGGGCUUUUGAUCACAUCCAGGAACAGAACACAUCUACAACAAUCGACUAUCCCUCCCAGAGACCGCUACAGCAUAUUCAGGAGUGACAAGCAGACAGACACACACACACACACACACACACACACACACACACACACACACACACACACACACACACACACACACACACACACACACACACACACACACGUGAGGCCAUAAAUGUGAAUGUAAUCCACUGACCUUUUCUCACUCACUGUGACUACAGUGUACUGUAAAUGAAACAAGCUGUCAUGUAACUGAGGGGUAAAGAUGGGGAAGACCCUGUCGUUUCGACUUGCACACCUAUGCGUUGUAGUCUUUUUGUCGGUGACUGUAAAGUUGUGCUCUUUUUUUUCUACAAGUAUUAUUGUGACACUGAAGGAUGCGGUUUGAGGGUGAGGGGAUGAGGGGAGCGGAGGGCGAGUGAGACAGGAAGUACUAGCACAGGUGCACAGGAAGAAUGGCCCCUGAUACAAACACUGAUGGCACAAAGGGACGCAACUGUGUAUUAAUGAAUAUUUAUUGUAUUUUCACAAGUAACAGUUGACAAUGGGAUUGGUGCACUCGCACGCUGAAGUCGCACAAUCACGAACUCUGCUUUUUAAACUCAGUUGACACACUCCUUCUGUGAUUAGGUGAUUAGGUGAGCAAGUGUCAACAAUAUCUAAGUCCGUUGUAGACCUCAGUUCUGCUCUGGUUGGUGUGGUAGAGGACGCUGUUAUACAAAUAGUUUAUCUUUUGGAUGUAUGUUGCAGAAUGCACUUAAGAAAAUCUAUCGAUGUACUGAAUCUGGUCAGCUUUUGAAAAUAUGUGAUUCCUUUAAAUUAAGUCAAACUGACAAAAGGGUUCCAAGAUAAUCAAAGAUUAUUACAAAGAUUGUAAUUAUUCAAUGUCUCUAUUCUUUGUUUGUUUCUUGCUUUGUCUUGUAAAAUACUGUAUAGUUUUACUUUUUCAAUCUGAUUCAAACUCUCCACCUUUGAUUAACUUCUAACAACUUAUAGAGAUGAAACUUCUGACGAGGGUUUGCAAGUAGACAUGGCUUCGUAUGAGACGCUCACAAGCAAAACAAGUUUGGGGACCACUGGCUUACAACACAUGAUCAGGGAGAAGUUUGACCUGAAGGUCUUUGUCACCAGAAAGAAGUUGGUUGACUGGAAAAAUCACACUCAUCCCGUAACUCGCAGGGAAACCGUACCUGUUCCUCUUGACAUGAAACUUUAGGCCUCGCAAAUGGGAAGAAAAACUACCUUUGUGGUCAGCGUGAAGGUUGAGCCAGGGUGGAGCUCUCUGGUUCCCAUGCCGAUACCGUAGAGGUUAACAUACUAGAUGUCCACACAAAACUAAGAUCCUAACAACCUACAGAUGAUGCAUAUAUGCAAUAGUCAGGAUAAUGCAAUUCCUUAAGUUGCUGAAGUAAUAAAGGCUGAUGCUGCAGCAGAAGGGAUACAGGUUUUGUUAUGUUUUUCCUCUGUGGUCCAGAGUUUCGAUCUCUGCAUUUACUUCCUUCUCACUUAAACCACAUCACUUUCACAAUGGCUUUAAAAGUCUGACCAAAAUCACAGGCGGGAAUUGUUCUGUGUGUGUCUGUGUGUGUCUGAACCAUAAAUCAUUUCCCUCUUAACAUCUCAGUCGGUCUGAUUCCGUGCUGGGUGAAAUUAAGUUUCUUAUUACUUCGCAGUCAGUCAUUGACUCAUAACAUCCUUAUAGUGAAAAUGUAACUAGCUCAAUGUACAGUGUGCUGUUGUGGUAAUCACUUUGUGUGUAUGUGUAUAGUAAAGGGCCAUGUUUGUGAGCAUGUGUGUGGGUGGGUACAUAUAUUCGUGUCAUAAAGUUGCACUAUUACUGUUAUCAAGAAUUGACAUUUAUGGGCUCAGGAUAAAACAUGUGACUCCCCGCCUACAUCAGUGACUCAAACACAGACAGGCACAUCCAUUUCACAUCAUACCUUACAGUUACAGUUAAACAUUCAGGACAAAUGAAAAUGAAAUCACAAAAUAAGUGUAUACUGACAAAAAAAAAAAAAAAAAAAUACUUGUUAUGGUGCCCAUAUCUCUAAUGCGUUGUAAAUAUACUUAAAAGCUUUAUAAUCUGGAAAUAUUCAUAAUGCUUUAUAAAAAAAUAAGUGGCCAACAUUUUUUUUAUGUAUUUUUUGUUAAUUAUUCAUUAUAGACAUGGGCAUAAUAGAAAGGGUUGCUGAAAAUUGUUCCAGUAUUUUGAACAACAUAUGUGAAUAAUCACAAGGAAUUGAAAUUAUAAGGAGAUGGAUUAAUUAUGGAUAUAUGAUUUAUUUUUAAAUAAACUUUUCAAUCUUCUA